GGCCACGGGACCCUGCAAGCCUCCACAACCACCUGCAUCCCACACCCAGCUACCAAGAUGGCAUCAUCCGACCAGGCUUCUGGGCCAACACAUACUCAACCUCUGCCAGCGAGACAGGCAAGCGAAGAUCGCAUAGCAGCAGCAUUCAACCAUUUCUGGGCACGGUUGUGGGCCACGCUAACUCGGACCCAGGUGACUACAAUGGUCUCUCGAUUACCUACCACUCCACCUGCACACAAACCGGCUGCAAUUGUCACAACUACGCCGCCGACCGGUGCGAAACAUCAGAGGAGGAUGAGGGCUAUGCCCAGACCCGAGGGCCGCAGACCACGCAUCCAACACCACUUACCUGCGUCCCGACAUACUCAGAGACCCCCCACUCACGGCCCACUGCUCACCAAGCCAAAGCGACACAUUAG
Molecule: messenger RNA, 419 nt
Organism: Pelobates cultripes (western spadefoot toad)
Lineage: Eukaryota; Metazoa; Chordata; Amphibia; Anura; Pelobatidae
Source: the annotation of a GenBank genome assembly